This is a messenger RNA of Lepisosteus oculatus (spotted gar), 9475 nucleotides long. NCBI's taxonomy places the organism in Eukaryota, Metazoa, Chordata, Actinopteri, Semionotiformes, Lepisosteidae. The record is from RefSeq and is a predicted model, not a curated record.
UGUGAAGAACAAAAUGGUGCACAUAUUUUAACACCAAAAUGAGCAAAGCAAUAUUCUAAUUCAAUCUUUUCACACUUCACAAAAGGUUGUUUGAAACGCUACAAAUUAAUUCUCCCAUUUUGAACUGUUAAACUCGAAAGUAAAAUAAAUACAGAUUUCAGAAGAACAACAGAGGAUACAGUGUGUUUGUAUAAAUUAUGACAGACGCAGAGCUAGAAUGUUGGGUCCAUGAAAUUUAAAGCAAAGGAUUUCUUCUAGAGCUUAAUUGGAAACGAUUUCAGUAGGAUUGAAACACAACAAUUUCCUCUUGAUCGUUUUUUAAUUUAAAUUGCUUCAUUGUAUGAACUGAGUUAGGAAUGAGUACACAGGUAAUGCCAUACUUUGGAUAGAUCGCACUAUCUUGAGUACACAUCUAACACACAUUUCAGUCCGUCUUCAGGUGAUUUGUCUGUCAUCACAAGAAGAGGAAAUGAUUUUUGUGUUUUCCACCCCCCAACAGGGUCCAAUUUGGUAUAUCCUUUUAUGUCUACCUAAUUUGGUAGAAAAGGCUUAAGGCACGUUAAGUGAAUCUGUCUGAUUGCUCUGGCCAGCCAGGGCUUCUGUUUCUCCAGCAGUUCAUAAUCGGCAUGUGUUGCAAAACUAAUGAGUGACCUAUGGGUCACAGCAAUUUCCAAUUUCCUAAUGGGCAUCCACUCGGGGAAGAGUUAUUGUGGGAAUCAGAAAGCUAGCAAAUGUUUUCCCUGUAAUACCUGGCAGAAUUAGAGCAAGAGCAGUUUGGGGAUCUUGGGGUGGUACCCAUAUGAGAAGCUUUAGGCAUCGAGGUCCCAGAUACCCGACUUCAUUGAUGGGCACUUUUAGUGCUUUUGUGUGCUCCAGUUGUGUCUACGGUAGUGUGUCUAGAUUGAUAGAAAUAUAUGCUGCUUUUGUUCAGAGGAAAAAUUCAAAGAAGCUGAAGUUGUAAACAGAAUCUUCUGCCCACGGUUGUUGAACAAAAUCCCGUGUAAUUCUCACUUUGCAAAAACUUCCGGCUGCAGCAACAAAAUACAACACGUGAUUUUUAAUUAUUAUUAUUCGAUGUAUUCUGAACUGCAAAGGAGUGGAAUAAUAUGUUAACCUGUUUUUGAUUCUUGGUGGAAAUUGCCGGCCCACUUCGCAUAGCAUCCUAUGGAAAGAAAAAAAACGUCUUUUCAUCCCCACUCACAGAGUGAGGGCCUUUGAGUAUAGAGAGCCAUGGCAUGUGUGUUCACCCUUGACAGUUUCUUCAAGUCACAACACCCAUCGUUACUCAAAGGCAAACCUGAAAGAUUGAAUCAGUUCAGAGGACGAAAUGUUAAUGGCUUUCAGAUCAUUUCUGCUUUCUUGUGCCUUAUUCAAUAGUAAUCCUCUUGGAUUUCCUGCAAAGAGAAGGCCAAACGUUACAGUACAUCCACGAUUCUGCGGCAAUCUUACAAUCUUGUUUUUCCAUCAGGAAUACAGUCUCAAAGCCGGCAGCAUUAAUAUUUAAAAUAGAAUUUGCAAGGUCAUCAGCUUUCAUCAUCCUUUUUGAUUGGUCUACUGUAUCUGAAGUAAAUAGUCAGUGUCUCCUUCCCUUGUUCAAUCAAAACUUCCUCCACAGGAAAACAUCUGUCAGCAUUCGAUAAGACCGAUUACCUUAAUACAGGAGUACAGUAUCCAUUUGAGUGGGAUUGCUGUAAAUGCUUCAAGUUCUGAUCCCUGACUAUGGAAACAGAGGCUACAGAUGGCUAUCUCGCUACUGUCAGGCACUGUAGACUGAGUAAUGGUGACUGUUCUCCCAGGAAAGACCACUCCAGGAUGGUGGUGGACCUCUCUUCAAAUACACCCAAUGGGCGACACUCUCCUCUAGGACUCCACACCAAUACACAGAUCAAGCAGGAGGCUGGGACAGAAGAAGAGGUGGAGAGGCAAGCUCUGGGCCUUGAGGAGGUGGUCCCAGGCGGGGAGGAAGGAGCUGGAUUGGAGGACCCCAUGAUUGACAGCCCCAAUGGCCUGCAAGACAGCGGCCAGGGAGGGGAAGGGCCGGGUGACGCAGGGAUCCGACUGCCCAACGGUGAACGGCCUUUCCUGUGCAAUCAAUGUGGUGCCUCUUUUACCCAGAAGGGCAAUCUGCUGAGACACAUCAAACUGCACACGGGGGAGAAGCCAUUUAAGUGUCCCUUCUGCAGCUAUGCCUGCCGCCGGCGUGAUGCCCUGACCGGACACCUCCGGACACACUCUGUGGGCAAGCCACAUAAGUGCAACUACUGUGGGCGGAGCUACAAACAGCGCACGUCAUUGGAGGAGCACAAAGAGCGCUGUCACAACUACCUACAGAGUGUCAGUAUGGACGCUGUGCCCCACGCUGGACUACAACAAGGUGACACAGGAAAGGAGCAGCAGUCCAUGAUGGAAGGGAUGUCGAUAGUGCCUUUUGACAGGCCACCUGUGAUCGAAAGGCUGCAGAGCAAUGUGGGUAAAAGAAAGAGCACCACACCACAGAAAUUUGUGGGUGAGAAGCUGGUUCGGUACAGUUACCCAGAGAUGCGCUAUGAUAUCGGAAUGAAGUACGAGAAGGACGCGGAGCUCAUGCAGGCACAUAUGAUGGACCAGGCCAUCAACAACGCCAUCUCCUACUUGGGGGCCGACUCCCUGCGCCCCCUUAUGCACCCUCAGCACCUCUCGAUGGCCGAUGUGGUUCCUAUGAUGAACCCACUCUUCUCUCAGGUCUACCCCCCGGGCCGUCUGGAGAGGCCCAGCAGCCGAGAAGCCCCAUCAGCGAACCACGACUUCUCUACAGAUGGCCCCAUCUCUCUCAUCAGACCAAAGAACCCCCCAGCUGAGCGUGAGGGGUCGCCUAGCAACAGUGGCCUAGACUCCAUUGACUCAGAGAGCAGCAGUCCGGAGGAGCGCCACGUGUAUCCUGGAAACAAGGCCUCCCAGGCCAGGACCAAGUCCAGCCCAGGCUACAGCAAGGAUGAUGCCCGGGGUCUGGAAGCCAUCAGCAAGGCCGCAGUGGAGGCAGCGGCGGCGGCCGCAGCAAGUGCUGCCUCUUCUCUAGGCCCCUCCAAACACUCCUUCCGGGUGUUCACCGGGGAGGGCGUGGAGGUGAAGGCCUUCAAGUGUGAGCACUGUCGGGUUCUCUUCCUCGACCACGUCAUGUACACCAUCCAUAUGGGCUGCCAUGGAUACAGGGACCCUCUGGAGUGCAACAUCUGUGGCUACCGCAGCCAAGACCGCUAUGAAUUCUCCUCGCACAUUGUCAGAGGGGAACACACCUUUCACUAGGUGUGCAGCCGGAGGAGAAAUAAGAAGACGGAGUGACUGUGCGCGCACGUCUGUGCAUGUCCGUGUUUGCUCAUGUGCGUAUUAGAGAACUUUGAAAUCAUCCCAGCCCAGGAGGAGGUGGACCAACUGCUUUUGGUGCUGCAGUUUUAAAAGGUCUUUAGUACAUAUAGGUACUCGUAUAUAUAGAUACGUGUAUAUGCAUUUAUACGCACCAGUUUAUGAAGGCCUAGGUCAGUGACUUAUCCGUACGUUGUAUGAAAUUCUGUUGUAUGAAAGACUUUUGAAAUUGGGGAAGGGACAGGGAUGGGUAUGGGAAGCAAGCUGGGUUUGCUAGUUCAUUCAUCCUCUUUAUUUCCAAAAAGCAAUUUUUCAGUGAACUUGUUGAAGUCCUCUUACACUUGCACCUAAUGUCUGUUAUUGCCAGAGCAGCUAUAAACAGGAAUUUCUGUUGCAUUCAUUCUCUUAUUACACUCUAAAAACACUUCUCCUCGAUAAAAUGGUGUCCUUUCGAGUUUGCAGUUUACAGCUUAAAAUGUCGGGUAUAUGUAAGAAUUCCUUGUGGAGCUUCCAGAUGAUGUUAGCAGAGCGUGAUGUCAUCAUUGUGUCAAAUAUUGAAGCACAUGCGGACCUCAGGCAUGCCUGCUGAAGAGCUGUAGAAACAGCCAUUGACUGUGUUUUUUAGAGGCAUUUUCAUGCUUAUUACAUGGUAGGCUUUAUAUGCUAACACAUGAUAGGCUGUUGUGCUAUGGAAGUUGUAUCACUUAUCUUUACCUAUUGCUAUUUUUAUAUUUAUGUAGAACUGGCGAACUGUUGCUGUGGUAACAUCCUUAAAAGUGCCUUGAAGCAAUAUUAAAGCCAUGUCAGGUACACUGUCAGCAGGGAGUUGAUAAUGUUACUAGGCAGUUAUAUUUUGAUACAAAAAUAGACAAGGAAACAUAUUUGUUAACAUUUGGUGGUAUUCAAGCUGCUAACCCUCACACCUAGAAAUUCUCCCCAGGCAAGUUUGAAAACAAUGGGGUGAUAAAACUGUAGACUUAGGUUUGGUAAAGUUGGGUAUUUCUUCCUUCAUGGUAUGAUCUAUUUUCUUGCUGUCCUAGAGCAUUAUUAUGAAUCAGGGGUCUUUCAUAAGUAACAUGGUGCUUCCUUUUUAAUUUAAAACAAACUCGCUUUCAUGGAAAUGGGAUUGUUCUCCUAUACUGUAUGUCACUCAACAACGGCAUACGGUAUGUGUUAUGUAGAACUAUUUUCCAAAAUGUACCUGGAUUGACACACUUGGCUGCUGGCAGUGUCAUUUAGAAAACGACUCCGUUGGUAGCUCUCCCUAGGCUGCUGUUGGGUCAAAACGUGAGAAUCCACAAUCUCUCAUCAACAGGAUUCUUAACCCUAGAUAAGCCAAGGGUUUUCUUUUUUAUUGUAUAUAUAUAUAUGUGUGAUAUUGGAGGAGGUAGUCUUUUUGGAUGACACUGGUCUAUGGGUACUACUUGCAAUAAAUAGAUUAUUUAACAACAGGUACUUAGCUGUUAUUAUUUUGUUGAGAACACUUGGAGCAUGAAUGUUACCAUAUUGUUCUGUCUGUUCUUCCUAGUUGAUAAUAGGUACAUUUCCAUCAAGACAGUUUUCAGAGUUACACAUUUACAGUUGCUUUCCAUAAUAAUUGUUAAUUGCUUAACACAUUCAAGGAAACAACAAAACAUCAAGCUAGAGAUCAGUGCUCUUUGCUUUCUCUUUCAGCCCCAAAUUAAUCACUGUUUUCUUUUUUUCUUAUAUCCAAAUCAUCAGUUUUAUAUUUAAAUGCAAAACCUUCCUUAACAACAGAAUGAAGAAAAAUCUUUUCAGUGUGCACACAUCUAAACAUAGCAGAGUAAGUCUUACCUCACCUUCAGUGGCAACUCUUUCCAAUUCCAGAAUCGAAUAAUAACUGAUUUCUUUAUAUUGACUUUUAUAGUGAAGUUCAUAUUCCACGUCAAUAACAUACCCUUUACAGAUUUUGAUUUAUAUUGUUAUUGUACCCUGUCAAUGAACAAAGUGUUUUCAUAGUGAUAGAUUAAAAAGAAUGGGAGUUAAUCUCAUGGCUACGGAAGACUUUUAGAAUGUUUAGAAUUUUUCUAAAAUGUAUUUUCCACUUACCUCACUCUCUUGGAGAAUCAGCUACUGUGAAACCUCAUUUCUAAGAAACCAACUGGAACCUUAUACCCAGGUUGUAGUGAUGAGUAGUGAGGGAGGAGUAGAUUUACUCAAUGAAGGUGAAUCUGAUCACUAAGCUAAACUGAGCCAAACUGAACUGUUCAGACUCUCAGAACUACAUCAUCAGCCCUCAGAGACUAUAUAAAGUACAAGAACAGUGGUGACAUUCAGCCCAUCUUUCCUAUUUAGUUGCUAAUGUAGUUGCUAGUUGUGGUCAACAUCUCUUGGAGAACAUGGCUGGGUAGAUUGUCCCAGCAUCUCACAAGCCUUUGGAUUAUUUUCAGCACCUGUAGUUAUGAAUUAUUGAGUUCAGAAUUGACUGAAUAUACGAUCGUAAAAAUGAAAUUAGAAAAUGAUAUGAAUGUCAAAAAAGGAAGGCAAGAAAUAUCUCAACAACACUUGGAAAGCAUCGCUUUUCGUUUCCUUUCCUACAUUUAUUUGAAAGUUCUAUCAAACCUUAAGUUGUUAAAUGCAGUAAAGUCACUUAAUUUGUUUAAUCCCAGUAUACCUAUAGACGUAAGUUCGAGCAGCUGCGUCAGCAUGUGUAGGCUGCAGAGGAACAAAGAAAAGAAAAGAGACACAACGUUUUGACGGUGGGUCCUUCUUUAGGCGUCAUUAAGAAGGCUCCUCAGCCGAAAAGUUGAACCUCUUUUCUUUUGCUUCAGCAUGGAGUAGACCUUUACCUGUUCCUUUGCUACCUGUAGACUAGCCAUUCAUACUGUAUGAACUGGGGUUCCAUGUAAAAUCUCCUUCCAGUGCACUUAAUAAACACAUGGCUGGGCAUUUAUCUUUGGAAUAGGAAUAGGAAUAGUUUGUCUAGAAACAAAUUGCCUAGAAAACUGUUGAGUGAGCCUAGACUUGAUCCAUUGCUUCCUGGGAAGAUAUUUACAUUAAGGAUUAGAAUACUAUGAAGUGGCACUAAGAGAGCCCUUUUAUUAUGCUCCUUGUAGAUCAGACUACAGCCAAGCAAAGAACCUGGGUAUCUAGUCAACAAUCUUGUCCUUGUUUGGAUCUUUGACUAAUCUGAAUAGUUUAUUGUUGUUUUGAUGUAUCUUUGUCAAUCGCGGAGAUGACCGACACAGAAAGCUUGUAGCAUACUGGGCAAAAAACGAGCUGGAAAGUACACUAGUUAUUCAGAGGAGUUUGAAUAUGCAAGGCUAAAUAUGCCUUUGAAUAUAAUCAAUUAGCUUCAAGGGGAUUACUGUCCUAGAUCAUGAUUAGUUAAUUAGACUAAAGAUAGAAAAAAAAACAUUAAAAUGGUAAAAAUAGGAAAGACUUUUAAUGAUGUAGGAAAGGGGUGUGUUCAUACUGACUAACACAUAACCCUUUAGCCACUUUAAGCUGCUUAGUAGCCAUGUGCAGGGAUUUGGCAUUGUUUUGUAACGGAGCAUUAUGGAUGAAACACAUCAGCAUCUGGCAUAUCAUUAUACCCAUGAUAUCGUUUCUACUCAUAAUAGAUUGCACUUUAUGCCAGGCACUUCUUCUGGUUAAUGGAAGGUGAAUAAUCAGGGUAGUUUAGUGUUCAAACUCAGUAGGCGUGUAUGGCAAUGUAGUGCCCAGUCUGGCAGGUAAGGCACACAUUAAUUGCCUUUGCCCGUUGCCCAGCUUUCUUUAGCUCUUUUUUGUAGUUUUAUCUAUGGGUUUACCUGCGUCUCUUGUGUAGGUAUCUCUGUCUUUGACAUUGGCAUUAUUUCCAAUAAAAUUCAGUGUAUAGGCCAUGUGUUCAUUUAUACAGUGUGAUUAAUGUAUUUGUUUUCCAGACCACAGUUAUCUUGCAAACCACCAGCAUUUCUCCUUCGAACCUUUUCUCUGCUCACUUGAUGCACAAGUAGAGGCUGGUGUUUUCUCCGAUGCGCACAGUUAGGCGGUUCGUUAUACACUGAAUUUAUCAGUAUUCACACUUUGCAUGAUGUGGGAAGGGCUUGUCUUGUUGCUAAUAUACUGGCUUUAAAACCUGUUUACAACUUUUUUUAAAAUGUAGUUUUGUACGUUAUUAAUGUAAGAGCGUGAAAAACAACUGAAAAGGUACUGUUAUUCAUCAGAAGGAAGGGGACCAUGGCACCAUUGCCUGUUUCCUGUGCUUUCUAAAUGAUGCAGAUAUAUGUGUUUUUAUUUUGUACAUAUUCUUAAAUUAAUAAUAAUAUAUAUCGCAUAUUGCAAAUGUUGUUUUUUUAUGAUAGGCUGAAAGUUUUGGUUAGGUAUGUAAUUAUUAAGAUGCAUCAUAUUAUUUUUUAAAAAAAGGUUUGUUUUACAUUUUAACAUGUAACCAGAAGUAACAUUUGGGGUUUCAAAAACUCCUGUGUAGACAUUACAAAAAGAAAAAUGCCAUGCAUUCUCUUAAUUUUUAAGGUUGUUAGAUGUAGGAUUCAUGAGGCAUUUUACACUUUUAUUGAAGUAUACAACAGCUUAGUGGGGAGCAAACUAGUUUUUAAGUAAACACAGUAGCUUUGGCUCUGUGGAGAGGGCAUUGAUGAUUUAAGAAGCACUGAUAAAAGGUUAAUAUUUUAUUGAUCAAUGUAAUUCCUAUCAUUUCUGUCGGUGUAUGGUAUGUGGGUUAUUGGAUUAAAAGUACAUUUUGUCUGUACAGAGACAAAGAUGGAGAUAGUCUUCAUUUUUAUGGUCAUUACAUAUUUUUAUUCCUCCAGUAAUUCACUGUUCAUACUUAGAGGUUUUCAGAGAACUAUAGUAAGUCAACACCCUCUUUCAACAUGCUCCCAUCAGUCCUGAAAGGUAUAGUCUUUGCCUUCCUUCUUUUUGAAGAAUAAAAAGCAUUUUUAAGGAGUACAGGGCUUCUUUGAUUAUUUUUACUUUUUUAAUUUGAAUGCUCACAUACCUUCAAUUCCAGCUUUGACUCCCCUCCAUUUAAAUGUCACAGUCCAACUUUGCAAAACUUUUUUUUUCUCAUUCCUGGACUCAUUAUAGUACUGGCAAAACAGAAGAGAAAAUGAAUACGGGAUUUUUUGGUUUAAAUACAUUGACUGGCUUUAAAAUCCCAUUUGGUAUUUGCAUCUCAUUUCAUCAGGAAAAAGCUGAAAAACCAGUUUAAAACAUUGCAAAAACAUUAUCACCCCAGAUUAUAUGGGCCUAAAAAAAUAAUACACACCAAAUAAUUUCUAGAAAAAGCAUAGUCGAAAUGGUGAAUUCAGCACAGCAUGUAUGUGAAUAAAGAGUUUUUUUAGUUUCUAAAUUUACAAGGAUGUGCACUCUUGUGUAAUUUUUGGUUACUCUGAUUGGAAGAACACUUCCUGUGUUAUAUUAAUUAUUUCACCUUUAAGUAAUAGUUUUACAAAUCAAAACCUGGUAAAAUGUUAGAGGCACAAAACACCUUAGUGAAUUGAUUACAAAGGACAACAAGAAAAGUUUUAUUUUAUUUAGAGGAGGAUUAAUGUUUAAAGUUAAACUCAAUAAAAAUGUUCUAGAUGAUCCAGUAUUUUUUUCAAUACAAGUUAUUGAAGUCACAAUGUUAUUUUUUUUUUCUUUCUGUAACAAUGUAAAAUGAAAUAAAUCCACAGUUCUGACGUUCAGGUUUAAGAUUUUAACAUUUUGUCUUUGUGCAACAGGGUUAAGGAAAUUGUGAAACAGAAGAAAAAGCAGGUUGUUUGCACUGUGUUUUGCAGCUACAAAAAAUCAUUUCUGAUAACAGAUAAUGGGAAGCAUAUUCAUGUACCGAGAAAGAUGACCACAUCUAUUAAUAAAAUUACUAUUGUUGGCUGAGUACACUUAAAGUGGAGACUCUCACAAAGAAUCAAAGAAGUGCAUUUUUAUUUUUUUUUAAGUGCAAUAGAUCACUAUUUUUGCUUCAUAAUAAAAUGUACAUAGUUUGUGGAAAUUGAAGUAAAUAACUUUUGAAAUCCAUUAACGACUGCGGACUAAAAUGAAAUAUUAAAAGAAGAUGAGUAAUUUUUUAAAAUAUAUAUAUAUUUUUGGUACCAAUUUAAAUGUGGGAUUUGCUGUUACAUUGUUGUUCCGAAUGAGCCGUUUACUGAAAUAAAUUUCGGGAUCUCAGGUA